UUUUUUUCAAAGUACAACCAUGAGCGAACGUCUUUACAGCAAAGGUCGAGUUUUGGGCUACGAACGUGCUAAGCGUAACCAAAACCCCAACACUUCUCUUAUUCAAGUAGAAGGUGUUCAGACCACCAAGGAUGCUCAAUUCUACCUCGGUAAGCGUAUUGCUUAUGUUUACAAGGCCAAGCGUGAAGUCAAUGGUUCCAAGGUCCGUGUUAUCUGGGGUCGUGUUGCUCGUACUCAUGGUACUAAUGGUGUUGUCAAAGCUCGUUUCCGUAACAACUUGCCUCCCAAGUCUUUUGGUGCUAGUGUUCGUAUUGUGAUGCUUUACCCCUCCAACAUCUAAAU
This is a messenger RNA of Halteromyces radiatus, 342 nucleotides long. Its product is annotated as ribosomal protein L35A. The record is from RefSeq and is a predicted model, not a curated record. Gene Ontology annotation, molecular function: structural constituent of ribosome. Gene Ontology annotation, biological process: ribosomal large subunit biogenesis; cytoplasmic translation. NCBI's taxonomy places the organism in Eukaryota, Fungi, Mucoromycota, Mucoromycetes, Mucorales, Cunninghamellaceae. Gene Ontology annotation, cellular component: cytosolic large ribosomal subunit; ribosome. The coding region runs from base 20 to 340 and encodes 106 amino acids. The transcript is spliced from 3 exons.